AUGAGUAGCCAAUCGAACCAAGUCCCAGAUGCUUGGGACCAGGACUGGGAGAACGUCGCAGAUGUAUACGAUGUGAAACUGAUGGAAUUUGUACGGAAACAGAGCCAGGGAUCUCCGUCUGCUGCUGAGCCGGUACCCGAGAAAAAGCUGUCCACGAGAGCUGCGAAAGCUCAGCGUCGAGCAGAACAUGCCGAAUUCAACAGGCAGCUAUGGGCUGAAGCUGAAACCCCGCAAACUUUCCACUUUCUAGAGUCUCGAUCGACCGUUCCUAUCAAGUCAGAAUACAAAGCGCCUAUGAAAGUGCUUGCACGGAAACCUCAGUCCGGCGGCAAUAAAUCGGCCUCGGGCCUGGAAGGUGGAGUUCACGGGCUAUCUAUCGGUGAUAACGGGGAUGACGACGACGACGACUUCGAAAGGAGGCCUGGACAGCUAACGUAUGAAGAGAGAGUUGCAAAAGCCCAGAAAGAGAGAGAGGAGAAGCAACGCAAGUACGAGGAGGUUCGAGAGAGGCUGUUUGGCAGUUCAACGCCAGGGUCAGGUAACUCGUCGCCUGGUAACGUCACACCCCCACGCCAGGGCCAGCAACAGCACCAGGGAGGCAGCGAGGGGAAGAGAAAAGGGCGAAAUAACCGAUCGAAUACAGGGGGAAAUCGAGAUGGUAAAGAGAGAAGGGAAAGGGAUAAUUCUAAUGCAUCUGGAAAGGCGUCGGGGCGGCUAUAUGACCCCAGUUACGCACCAAAGGCAAAUUCAAGCUAUCUUCAAAGAAAGGAGAAAGAGCAGACAUCGUCUGAACGGGAUAAAGAGCUACAAAGUCCUCUGGCCCAACACCAGACUCAACCGCAGCUACAACCUCAGUCUCCGGCGCCUCAGGUCCCCAUUCGGAGUCCCAGAGGGCCCGACCCGAGCGGGAGAGGCGGCUUCGGCGGCUUCCCUUCUCGAGGAGCAAGGGGUGGUUGA
Messenger RNA from Arthroderma uncinatum, 957 nucleotides. RefSeq lists its product as uncharacterized. The record is from RefSeq and is a predicted model, not a curated record. The transcript has 3 exons. Bases 1 to 957 code for a protein of 318 amino acids. Lineage: Eukaryota; Fungi; Ascomycota; Eurotiomycetes; Onygenales; Arthrodermataceae.